Molecule: messenger RNA, 1015 nt
Organism: Dipodomys ordii (Ord's kangaroo rat)
Lineage: Eukaryota; Metazoa; Chordata; Mammalia; Rodentia; Heteromyidae
Product: zinc finger protein SNAI3-like
Exons: 2
Biological process (GO): regulation of DNA-templated transcription
Molecular function (GO): copper ion binding; RNA polymerase II cis-regulatory region sequence-specific DNA binding; DNA-binding transcription factor activity, RNA polymerase II-specific
Source: RefSeq, a predicted model, not a curated record
AUGGCCAAGGAACAGGUGACUAAGCAGCAGGCAGGCCGGGGCCACCGGUCGCGGGAGGCCAGGUCGGGGAUGCAGGGGCCUCCCCCUCCCCAUGCCACCUGCGUGCUGGGCGCCCACCCUAUGCCUGGCCUCAGGCUGGAAGCACGCCGGACUCUCCUGCUGCUGACCCCGCAGAGGCUUGGCCGGGCAGGGGCGCACGGUCCGGGCCGUUUGCCUGCUGUGCGGCUAGGCGCUGGGUGUCGGAGUGACCCGGCGGUGCCUGCUCCUGCCUUCCCAUCCUUCCACCUUCCGGGUCCCAGCUCAGACAGCCAAAGCUGCCAGGCUCGGCCAUGGGCCAUGCGCACAAACGCCCAACGCCUCACCAGACCCCGGAGCCGCCGCGCGCGCGGACAGGCGCCCUGGCAAGCCGAUGGUGCCUGCUCUGAGCGCAGAGGGCCGGCGGUGCCCGUCCACUCCCCGGACAGGGAGGCUCCUCCCGUGCCCAGCCAGCCCUGGAACUGCGCCUCCGCCAUCCCCCGCCUCUCCCUGCCCCUCCUCCCGUGCCACGAGGAGGCUCUGGGGCCCUCUCGACCAGAACCCCUGGACGUCAGCUGGACAGGCCCUCGGGCUGGCAGCACCCCUAGUGUGGCCCUCAGAGCCAGCCUGAACCACCUCAAUCUGCCCCUGCUGCUGCCGCCGCCCACGCAGUGGCCCCCAAUCCCAGGUCCCGAUGGGGACGGGGCCCCAGACAAACCUCUCAAGGACCAGGGGAUGUCUCGAGUCCCGGGGGGCUUUGAGUGCACCCACUGCCACAGGCCCUACCACACACCCGCCGGCCUAGCCAGGCACCAGCAACUGCACUGCCACCUGCCGGCCGGGCGCCCCUUCACCUGCAGGUACUGUGACAAGGUGUACGCCAGCCUGGGCGCCCUCAAGAUGCACAUCCGCACCCACACCCUGCCCUGCAUCUGCAAGGUCUGCGGCAAAGCCUUCUCCAGGCCCUGGCUGCUCCAGGGCCACGCGCGCACCCACACAG